AUGGCUAGCGUGUCAUCAGGAGUUCCCCUCACCGCCCCGUCAGCGCAAAAACUAUUGCAGUCUGUGAAGUACAUCCUUCUCGACGUGGAUGGCGUAGUGUGGUCGGGGCCGCGUGUGCUUCCCAACAUUCCGCAGACAUUGCAGUAUUUGCGCUCACUUGGGAAGGAGAUCCGCUUCCUCACGAACAACGCCUCCGUGUCGCGCAGCAGUCUCGCGCAGUUGUUUAGGCAGCGCGGCAUUGAGGGCGUUAAAGAGAGUGAAGUGUACAACAGUGGCUAUGCUGCCGCCCUGAGGCUGCGCCGCAUUUGUGGCGCUGCAGAGGGUAAUCAGGAGCGGCAAGAGGGGAACGAACCAACUAGCGAUAAGAGGCUGGUGAGGGGAAAUGUAUUUGUUAUCGGCGAGGAGGGUCUUCAUGAGGAGCUGCAGCGUGUUCUUGCGCCAGGGUACAUUACGUAUGGGAUGGAGUUACACGAUGCAGAGAAGGUAGGUGGUUACAACAGCGCAAAUGCAGCCACCGCGUGGAAGGAGCGCAUUCUUCCGGCUCCGCUACGUCAACUGAAACCCCCUGAUGGUAUCACCGACUACGGAAGGGGCAUUUCACUGACAGACCUCUCACCGGUGGCUGUAGUGGUAGGACUUGACCUGCAUUUUAACAUGCUUAAAUUGGCCUAUGCUUCACUCUGCCUCCAUCGAGGGGCUGGCAGUAACACUGACAGUGAGGGAGAUCGUAUUGGAGGAGACCGUGACCGCACGCCGGAUAAAGGACUUCAGAAACCUGUUUGCUUCAUCGCAACAAAUGAAGACCCCCAAAUACCCAUUGGCGAAGAGGGACUCCUCCUUCCUGGGGCAGGUGGAAUGGUUUCCGCACUGCGCACCGUAUCAGGUCGGAACCCUGACGCCGUGUGCGGAAAACCGCACGUUGACAUGGCGCGGAUAAUGUUUGAGGCAGAGGGCAUCACCGAUGCGCGUCAGUGCCUGAUGGUGGGUGACCGCCUGACAACUGACAUUGCCUUUGGUAACGCCGCUGGUUGCCGCACGCUAUUUGUCCUCAGUGGCGCAGAGUCCAUGGCGGACAUUGCGAGGGCAAAGAGCACCGGGGAUUCGCAGCUCCUUCCUGAGUUCGUUGCGCCUUCGUUAGCCUCCUUGAUGCCUGAUGCACGUGACGACUAA
Messenger RNA from Trypanosoma brucei brucei TREU927, 1170 nucleotides. RefSeq names its product p-nitrophenylphosphatase, putative. The transcript has a single exon. Bases 1 to 1170 code for a protein of 389 amino acids. The record is from RefSeq and is a predicted model, not a curated record. NCBI's taxonomy places the organism in Eukaryota, Euglenozoa, Kinetoplastea, Trypanosomatida, Trypanosomatidae. Gene Ontology annotation, molecular function: phosphatase activity.